AUGGCAGCUGGCUUCACUGGUCCUCAGAUCUACCAACAAAGCUUUGAUCCUCAGGUCUACUUAGAAACCUACUAUGGUGCUGUGACAGGGGUCUUUAUUAAAGAUGGCUACCUGGACUUCAUUUUGAAAAAACUGCAUAAAACUUUCACUACAGGUGGCGUUAGAGGGGAGUCGAUGAUUGAUAUUGGUCCUGGCCCUGCUAUUUACCAAGAACUGUCUGCCUGCGAGGCUUUUAAGGAGAUUACAGCAGCCGAUUACACUGAUCGCAACAGAGAAUACCUGGAGAGAUGGAGGAAGAAUGAGCCAGGGCUGUUCGACUGGACACCAGCUUUGAAGCUUGUUUGUGAUCUAGAAGGUCGCAGUGGAAAGCUGGCUGAGAAGGAGGAGAAGUUGCGGAAGACCCUGAAGAAAGUGGUACCUUGUGAUGUGACCAAGAGUAAUCCUCUCCAUCCACUUGUCUUACCUAAAGUGGACUGUGUCCUGACCAUUGGCUGCCUGGAAUGUGCCUGCAAAGAUGAAAAGGCGUAUGGAAAUGUUAUUAAAAACCUCUCCUCUCUAAUAAAAGUGGGAGGUCAUCUAAUCAUUGGUAGUAUAUUAGGUAGCACCAUAUUUAGAUGUGGAAACAGUCAGUUCUCUCUCAUAAAUCUGAGUGAGGCUUUCCUUAGGAAAGUGGUAACAGAUACAGGCUUUGUCAUUGAAGACCUUGAAGUUCUGUCUAGAGAGUUUGAUAAACCCAUGUUUGAUAUCUGCAAUCAUACCUCUGGCAUUUUUAUCCUAGCACGCAAGGUUAAGGACCUAUAAGGGGACA
Molecule: messenger RNA, 808 nt
Organism: Nanorana parkeri
Lineage: Eukaryota; Metazoa; Chordata; Amphibia; Anura; Dicroglossidae
Product: indolethylamine N-methyltransferase-like
Exons: 3
Coding region: 1-801 (266 amino acids)
Cellular component (GO): cytosol
Molecular function (GO): N-methyltransferase activity
Source: RefSeq, a predicted model, not a curated record